Molecule: messenger RNA, 832 nt
Organism: Ananas comosus (pineapple)
Lineage: Eukaryota; Viridiplantae; Streptophyta; Magnoliopsida; Poales; Bromeliaceae
Exons: 2
Coding region: 1-639 (212 amino acids)
Source: RefSeq, a predicted model, not a curated record
AUGGCGGAGGCGGGGGCGGGGGCGCGGGCGUACGGAUGCGGCGGAGGAGAAGAGUCGGCGGCGGCGGCGGCGGGGGGGAUGGUGCUGAGCUGGGAGGCGGCGGUGCAGUCGCUGAACGGGAUAAUCCAGCUGCACUUCGAGAAGACGCUGGAGAAGAAGCGGGCGGUGGACGCGCAGAAGCAGGAGCUGUGGCGGCUGCUCGUGGGCUUCUUCGUCUUCCUGGCGGUGGCGUCCGUCAGCUGGGGUGGGGGUGGGGGUGGGGGUGGGGGGCGGAUGGCGUGCCGGCACGUGUGGGCGCCGGUGGGGCUGCUGACGCUGGGGCACGCCGCCGUCUACGCGGCGGUGGCGCACCACCUCCGCUGCAUCAACGGCUUCCGCUACCAGCGCCGCUGCCACAAGCUCACCCUCGCCCUCGCCACCGACCGCCUCAAGCACAUCAAGGCCAGGUACUCCCUCCCCAACUUUGGAGCGGGAGGGGAGCCGCCGCCGGUGAUGGCGGGGGAGAUUGAGAUCCCGUACCAGGAGCCGCCGGAGAGCUACUUGGGCAAGUUCAAGCGGAGCUGGGCCAUGCAUUUCGGCUUCCUCAUGUGCACGUUCGGCUUCAUGGUCUCCUCUGCCGUGGUGAUCCUCUGCUUCUAGAAGCUUGCGGAACCUUCUAGAAGAUACGAUUGGGCCGUGGAUGCGUUGCGUUUUGGGGUUUGGAGGGCGUUGAGAGAGUUCGAUGAGUGGAGGAGAGAUGGGAAGGGGAUGUGGAAAUGGUGGGAAAGGGUUAGUUUAUUAUUAGAGUAUUUAGUGGUAGCUAGGUUUUGUGUGUCCAUUUAGUUGUAGGAAA